Ruditapes philippinarum (Manila clam) is the source of this 1091-nucleotide messenger RNA. RefSeq names its product cell death abnormality protein 1-like. The transcript has 5 exons. Lineage: Eukaryota; Metazoa; Mollusca; Bivalvia; Venerida; Veneridae. The record is from RefSeq and is a predicted model, not a curated record. The coding region runs from base 96 to 1076 and encodes 326 amino acids.
ACUAUCCUAUAAUGUACAUUGAGUCAUACUGACGUAUAUACUCGUAAUAUUAGGAUUACUUAUGUCAAUUGACAGAAAUUUAGAUCCAGUCAAACAUGACGUGGCUAUUGUUAAUUUUAUUGACAAUGUGUUACAACAGUUUAUGUGACGACCAAUGCUUUCAUAAGCCAUGUGCCUGUUGUCGCACUUCAAACUGCAAUAUGAACAGCACUUGUGAAAAUGGCUGUAUUGAUGGAUACUGGGGUGAUAGCUGCUUCUACACGUGUCCCGUGAACUGUAUAAACUGUGAACAAAAUAGCCCAUCUGUAUGUGACAAGUGUCACGACGGCUAUUAUAACGGAUUUUGGCAUGACGGCAACAGUUAUGGCCCGUGGACUGAUAACUGUAUAAAUAAAUGUAAUCCUCAAUGUAAAUCGUGCUAUUAUUACCAGCACUGCAAAGAAUGCGCGGAUGGAUAUUACAAAACAAAGUCAGUCGAAAACUGUACUUUACCAUGUCCACAACGAUGUAUUUCUUGUAUUUCGGAAUCAGACUGCACUGAGUGUAAGCCAGGUUACUUUGGUAUAAACUGUUCACAAAUAUGCAGCAAAGGUUGUGAUACAGUGGAGUGCGACAAAAAGACCGGAAGUUGCAACUGUACAUCUAAUUAUAUGGGCGAAACUUGUAGAUAUUGUAAGCAUGAAAAAUUUGGAACAAAUUGUGACUUAGAGUGUCCGGAGAAUUGUUUAGUGUGUAACCAGUCAGACAGCUGUCUAUAUUGUAAGCCAGGCUAUGAGGGGGCAAUGUGUAACCAACCAAACGACCAAACUACGAAGAGGCAAAGUACGCAUGCGCCAGAAUACAACAAAGAUAACAAGACUCUCAGUAUUGCCAUUGGAAGUAUGUUUGGAAUCCUGGCAGUGGUUACCAUUGUAUUCGCGCUUUUGUUUUGGUGGAGGAGGAGACAGAGAAGAUUAAAGAAGCAGCAGAAGAUUAUAAAGAGAAUGGAGAGGAAUACAUUCAAGGCGUCGUCGUCCAGCAAUGCUCCUUUUGAAAUGUCACAAGGUUACUUAUCUAACACUUUAAAUGAAAAUUAAUCAAUUGCAUAUUAU